Gigantopelta aegis is the source of this 1866-nucleotide messenger RNA. Its product is annotated as glycosyltransferase 8 domain-containing protein 2-like. The transcript is spliced from 9 exons. Gene Ontology annotation, molecular function: glycosyltransferase activity. Gene Ontology annotation, cellular component: Golgi apparatus. Bases 115 to 1197 code for a protein of 360 amino acids. Lineage: Eukaryota; Metazoa; Mollusca; Gastropoda; Neomphalida; Peltospiridae. The record is from RefSeq and is a predicted model, not a curated record.
GUAAAUUCAAGAUGUCUGCGCCCAGUGUUCUACGUGUCAAUAUUAUGACAUAAAUUUAUUUCUUUUUGACUUUCGCGUCAUUUAGAGAAAUAACUAAACAUCUUGACAUUAAUUAUGGGUAUCUGUUCACCAAAACGUGUUGGUGUGCUCCUGGUAUUUUUGUGGAUUGCCACUCUCUGCUAUCUAUGGUUUCCAGAUCUCGUUCCAGAUGUUCUCAAUCUCCGGUCAAAAAGUACAAAAACAGCGAAAGCAAAGCAUGCCAGCAGGAUGAGUCAUGUGUCUGGAAAUGUGACAUCCGGGGAAACUAUUCACGUGUGUAUCACCUCGGACAAAAACACGCUGGGAGGCGCAGUGGCGCUGAUAAACAGCAUUGUCUCUAACACCAAGUCAAACGUCAUGUUCCACAUCGUCACAGACGAGGAGAGCAUGGACCAUUUGAGCAUCUGGAUCAUGAAGAGUAAAUUAAAGGACAUUAACUAUGAGAUGAAGGCAUUUAACACCAAGUGGGUGGAAGGGAAAAUCAAUGUUAGAGGAGGUCGACUCGAGCUUGCAAGUCCUUUGAACUAUGCAAGAUAUUACCUUCCAAAACUGUUUCCCAAGCUCAGUGAAAAAAUAAUUUUUAUUGACGAUGACUGUAUUGUUCAAGGUGACAUAUCAGAGCUGUAUCGGCUAAAGUUUAACAAAGGUCACAUUGCGGCUUUCUCCGAGGAUUGUGUGGGUGCCAGCAAGAGACUGACCCACAUGAAGAACAACUAUGCUGACUACAUUGACUUCAAGAACAAGCAGGUGAAGCUGAUGAAGAUAAAGCCGACGACGUGCUCGUUCAACUCGGGUCUGUUCGUCACGGAUCUCUCGGCAUGGAGGAAACAACGCAUCACUGAACAGCUGGAGUACUGGAUGCAGCUCAAUACAAAGGAAGAGGUAUAUGGAAAUGAGAGGGGUGGUGGUGGCUCUCAGCCCCCAAUGAUGUUGGUGUUCUACAAAAAAUAUACAGAAAUACCCCCAACCUGGCAUGUCAGAUAUUUAGGAUGGACUCCAGGCACGAGCUACACGAAACAGUUUAUCCGGGGUGCCAAGCUUCUGCACUGGAACGGUCGAUUUAAGCCAUGGGGGCGACAGACUCAGCAUGUGGAGGUGUGGAACAAAUACUAUUUGACGGAUCCUACAGGAACAUUCAAACCAGUUAGACGGUCCUAACGUGUGAACAAAACAAAAGACAAACAGCACUACAGAGUCCAUGAUCAAAAACACUAAUGCUUGGCACACACCUACCGAUUAACACCAACUUGACUGUCAAGUCAGUAGUAGUCUGAAAAUGUGUAAAUGUACACCAGCCGAUAUGACCGUCUAAUGGGGAAAAAACCGGAGGAUUAGACACGACUGUUGUGUCUUUGCCCUGCACACAUCUACCAAUUAAUGCCGACUCAACUGUUUAGUCAGUGUUAAUUAGUAGGUGUGUGUCAAGCAUAAACGUCUGUUAAGCCAAAAUAUACAUUAAAGCCAAACACACGUCAGUCAUAAACAUGUUUUACUGUAAGAAACAUUUUAAGAGUUUUUAAAGGUUUUGUUUGCUGUCUUACUUUGCAUGGGAGUGGGGAUGUUUUGCAACUGAUUUGGUAAAUGUGUUUUUGAAAUCAAGCAUGGUUUCAUUCACUAAACAUAUUUUAACUGAACACGGUUUUUUGGGGAGGUGGGGUGGGGUGACAUAUUUUUGAUUGCUGUGUGCAUUUGGCUUAAUUCAACAUUUCUUUUCAACAUCACCUGUCCUCAAGACUAGUGCAUAUUCCCUACACUAGUUUUGAGGACAGGUGAUGUAUCUAUCAGGGGUGGGAAUUCUCCUCGGAUCAGAUGUUUUCCUCUCAUGGA